Messenger RNA from Penicillium longicatenatum, 1365 nucleotides. RefSeq names its product OSBP family protein. Gene Ontology annotation, molecular function: sterol binding. NCBI's taxonomy places the organism in Eukaryota, Fungi, Ascomycota, Eurotiomycetes, Eurotiales, Aspergillaceae. The record is from RefSeq and is a predicted model, not a curated record. The transcript has 9 exons. The coding region runs from base 1 to 1365 and encodes 454 amino acids. Gene Ontology annotation, cellular component: cytosol; intracellular membrane-bounded organelle; membrane.
AUGCCGGUCCCGCACCUCCGCCGUUCUUCCUUAGCCAGUAAAUCAUCGGUGGAUGAAUCUGCAGUUAGCGGCGAUGAAGAGAUCGUCGAGGCCGACCAGGGAAAUGUCCUGUCACACAUCAUUUCCCAGCUCCGACCGGGCGCCGACUUGAGUCGGGUCGUGCUGCCCACAUUCAUUUUAGAGCCCCGGUCGAUGCUAGAGCGGAUCACCAACUUCAUGGCCCACCCCGAUACCCUCCUCCCCAUGAGCACUAUUGACGAUCCAGUCGAGCGAUUUGUCUCUGUGGUCAAGUUUUACUUGAGUGGAUGGCACAUUAAGCCUCCAGGAGUGAAGAAGCCGUUGAACCCCAUUCUUGGCGAAACCUUUACUUGCUACUGGGACUAUCCUGAUGGCACACGUGGAUACUAUAUUGCCGAGCAGACCUCGCACCACCCGCCUAAGUCGAGCUACUUCUUUAUGGCGCCCGAGCACCAUAUUCGGAUCGACGGGACUCUCAAGCCGCGCAGUAAAUUCCUCGGCAACUCCGCAGCUAGCCUGAUGGAAGGUAUUGCGACGUUGCGACUGUUGAAUCGCGGCGAGAACAAGGAGAAGGGCGAAAAAUAUAUCUUGACGCAACCGAAUAUGUAUGCUCGUGGUAUCCUUUUCGGUAAGAUGAAGUAUGAGCUUGGAGAUCACAGUUACGUGCGAUGCCCUGAAACCGGCUUGGUGGCCGAUAUUGAGUUCAAGACGAAGGGGUAUUUCUCGGGUACUUAUAAUGCUAUUGGAGGAACCAUCAAGAACGAAAAGACUGGCGAUGUGUUAUAUGAGCUGUCUGGCAUGUGGAAUGGCGAAAUGGUGAUCAAGGAUGUCCAUAGCCACAAGAAGGAUGUUUUGUUUGACGCAGGCCACGCAAAGCACUCGAAACCCAUUGCUCGUCCAAUCGAAGAACAGGGCGAGCGCGAAUCACAACGUUUAUGGCAUGACACCGUGAAGGCCAUCAUCGCCCGGAAUCACGAAGCCGCCACAGACGAGAAGACCAAGAUCGAAGACCGUCAACGUGAAGAAGCUGCCAAGCGCGCCGAUGAGGGCGUUGAUUGGAAACCUCGCCUGUUUCGUGCUGUCCAGGGUGGUCCCGGUGGCCCGGAAGAGGGAGACGAGGACCUUGAUUGGAUCAUUAACGCCGAGGUCGACUCCCACGACCCAGAACUUGCCAAGAAACAAAUCCUAGCCAUCGCGCCUAUCGUCCAAGGUCAGAAACAGUCAUCUCAAUAUCAGAUUCCACCAUACGGGUCCGAAGCCGAACCAACCAGACCUGAGGUCGUAGAACGGAAAGAUACUACAACAUCUGAGGUGGAGAAGUUCGUAGAUGCAGAGGAGAACCAAUGA